GUGUGUGUGCGUGCAGAAGCUAAAGGAGGGAUCAAGUCACAGCACUCAUAUUCACUCAGUUGCUCUGAGUCUCACUGGCUGUGCACACUUAAAAACUCUUGUACACACCAGACACACACACGACUCAGCUGAGUUUGAGGGCAAAUAAGUCAAUGUUUGACCAGACUGGAUUGUACAGGAAGGAAGACACAAAAGACAGAAAAGAUAAAUUGGAAGCCUGUCUGUCUCUUCUUUAUGGGAUUUUGAACUUGGACACGAGGACUUGAAGUUUUGCUCGGUGUUUUUCCUUUUUCACAGGCGGAUAAAAACUUUUUCCAAACUCUUGGGUGACACAAAGCAAAAAGGAAUUAGUUCUUUUCUUAUUUAUUGUUGGACUUUUGGACUUGUACUGGGCGAGAGCACAGUAAGAGGAAGGAGAUGGGGAGAUGGACGUUACAUCUCUCAGUGGGGCUUGGGCUUCUAGCCGUCCUGUUGACCUGCUGCUAUGCUGAAGUGAACUACUGCUUCACUUCCAGGGCCAAGACCUGCUCAGAAUGCCUGCAGGCUGGGAAAGGCUGUGCCUACUGCCCUGAUGAGACCUUUAAUGGCCCUCGCUGUGACCUGUACGAGAACAUACUUGCCCAUGGCUGCAGUGCCGCAGCUGUAAUUACGACUGAGAGCAGUAUGAUGAUAGAGGAAAAGCAUCAAAUCAACAUGAAACUUCAGCAGUCUCAAGUGUCUCCACAGCAGGUAAGCAUGACCUUUCUACCAGGAGAGGAGAAGCUGAUUGAUGUGGAGGUGUUUGCUCCAACCAAAGGCCCUCUGGACCUUUAUAUUCUUAUGGACUUCUCGAACUCCAUGGCUGACGAUUUGGACAACCUGAAGAGGAUGGGCCAGGAACUUGCUUCAUUGGUGGAGAGGCUGUCAAAUGACUACACCAUUGGGUUUGGGAAGUUUGUGGACAAAGUCAUCGAGCCCCAGACUGACAUGAGACCCUCCAAACUUUCUCAGCCAUGGCCCAACAGCGACCCUCCGUUCUCUUUUCAAAACGUCAUCACGCUGACCAACGACACGAAUUUCUUCAACCGUGAGCUCCAGAAAGAGAGAAUAUCUGGCAACCUGGAUGCUCCUGAAGGGGGUUUUGAUGCCAUAUUGCAGGCUGCAGUUUGUGGGGAUAAGAUUGGCUGGCGCGCACACAGCACACAUCUGCUGGUUUUCUCCACUGAGUCAGCCUUUCACUACGAAAGUGACGGCGCCAACGUGCUGUCAGGCAUCCUGAAGCGCAACGACGAACGCUGUCACCUGGACGCAGCGGGCAAAUACACAGAGGAUGUAAAUCAAGAUUAUCCUUCAAUACCGACACUGGUCCGUCUGCUGGGCAAACACAACAUCAUUCCUAUCUUCGCGGUUACCGACCACUCCUACACGUACUACAAGAAACUCCAAGAGUAUUUCCCCAUUGCUGAGGUUGGACUGCUGCAAGAGGACUCAUCCAAUAUCCUGCAAGUCAUGGAGACUGCCUUCGAGAGUAUCCGUUCGAGGAUGAGCAUCCGUGCAGAGGACAGACCCAAGGCUUUUGAAGCACAGUUCUUGUCCACCAGUGGAAGCAUUGCCAAAUACGGGGAUUUUGAUUUCAAGCCUGGAGCCAUAGGCAAGUUUAAGAUGCGACUCAAAGCUCUGCAAAUGAUUGAUGAGAAGCCUGUCUGUCAGAUGGAUCCAAAUGAAAAAGAGGGGACAAUGAGAGUCAAACCUACAACUUUUAAUGCUGCCGUCAAUGUUAAGGCUUCGGUUUUGUGUUCAACCUGCAACUGUGAGAAGAAUCCCAUCGUUAAAGCAGCCAGAUGCCACGGUAACGGAGACCUGGUGUGUGGAAAGUGUCAGUGCUAUGAUGGCUGGCUAAGUACAUUCUGUAACUGCUCAGCAAGUCGUUCAGCUCUGGUCUCCAGUCAGUGUAUAGGACCUGGUAUGACGGAGCCUUGUUCAGGUCGGGGUGACUGUCUGGAGUGUGGAACCUGUGUCUGCUACAACCCGGAUCAGUUUGAAGGACCCUACUGUCAGUAUGACAAGACCCAGUGUCAAAGAUAUGGAGGCUUCCUCUGCAACGACCGUGGCUCUUGCAUUAUGGGUCAGUGUGUGUGUACGGAGGGCUGGCAGGGCAGUGCCUGUGAGUGUCCCAACAGCAACCAGACCUGUCUGGACAGCAAGGGCGGGAUCUGCAACGGGCGAGGUAAAUGUGUGUGCGGCCGCUGUGAGUGUCAAAACUCUGGUAUCGAGAUGACUUCAACCUGUGAGCCAAACUUCCAGUCCCAGUUGGGUGUGUGUGAGGCUACGAGGAGUUGUGCCCAAUGUCAGGCCUGGAAGACAGGAGAGAAGAAAGAGGAAGCGGAAUGUGCGAAGUGCCCCUUCAAAAUUAAGAUGGUGGAUGAACUCAAAGAAUCUGAGAAGGUGCUUGAUUCGUGCAGUUUCCGUGAUGAAGAUGACGACUGUACGUACUCCUACACUGUCGAAAACCCUAAAGAUCCAACAGUUAAAGACUUGGAGGUUGAGGUGCUCAACAAAAAAGAUUGUCCCCCUGCCAGCCUCCUGUGGUUGCUCCCGCUCCUCUUGUUCCUGUUGUUACUGCUGGCACUUCUACUGCUCUGCUGUUGGAAAUACUGUGCCUGCUGCAAAACCUGCUGCCAGAGCUGCCUUGCCUUGCUGCCUUGCUGUAGGAGAGGUCGCAUGGUUGGCUUCAAGGAAAAUGAGUAUUUGCUCCGCCAGUCUCUGCUCACCUCAGACCAUCUGGACACACCAAUGGUGAGGACUGGCCCACCCAAAGGAACAGAUGUGGUUCGCUGGAAGGUCGCUGAUAAUGUACACCGAGGAUCCAAUCACCCCCAGGCUCUGAUAAAGCCCAACCCUAAAGAGAUCAUCCAGUUCCCUAUCUCCCUCCGGCUAAACAGGCUGUUCUCUGAAAACCUAUCUCGCCCCGAAUCCAGAGAUGCAGAACAGCUCCGCAAGGAAGUUGCUGAUAAUCUAAAUGAGGUGUACAAGCAGAUUCCCGGUGUCCAGAAGGUGCAAAAGACCUCAUUCAGAAUGCAAAGAAAUGCAGGAAAAAGGCAGGACUACACCAUCAUGGACACCGUCCUGUCUGCUCCUCGCAGCAGCUACCAUGAUAUCGUCAAACUCACUGAAAAAAAUGUGCAGUCUGGAAAUUUGCAUGAUCUCAAAGUGGUGCCCGGGUACUACACUGUAGCCACAGACAGAGAGGCUGCGGGAGCCAUAGAGUUCCAAGAAGGUGUGGAGUCAGUAGAUGUUCAUGUGCCGCUCUUCGUCAAGGAGGAAGACGAUGACAAGAAACAGCUGCAGGUGCAGGCCACGGAUGUGCCCCUUGGCAUUGCUGAGAUCGGAAAACGCUUUGUUAACAUCACAAUCAUCAAAGAGCAUGCUACCAGUGUGUUUUCGUUCCUCCAGCCGGCCUACACCUACAGUAGGAAUGACGGGGUGGCAAACAUCCCAAUCAGCAGAGAGAUCAUGGAAGAUGGACGCACACAGGUCACCUACCGUACACGAGACCUAACAGCCAAGGAUAAGAAGGACUAUGUGACUGUGGAAGGAGAUUUGACAUAUGGUGCCGGGGAGACCCAAAAGACAGUUCCUGUUCGUCUGUUAGAGCUGGGCGAGAAAGAUGGCCUCCUGGAAGACAAACAGGUCAAGCAGUUUGUCAUGGAUCUUAGUAACCCACGACAGGGCGCCAAGCUGGGUCGCUACCCGAGAACUACCAUCACCAUCACUGACCUACCAGAGCCCAGUGUGAUGAUGUUCAAAAAGGGCACACAGAACUUCAGCACGUCUGACCCAACCUACACCAUCCCUGUGGUCCGCACUCGCAAUCAGGACAGCCCCGCCACAGUGAAAUGGCGCACCAAGAAGGCCCAACGCUUUGAACUAUCAGGCCCACUAAAGUUUGGACCUGGAGAGACAGAGAAGAACAUAGUGAUUGACCCCAAGUCUCACCCUGGACCAAUCCAGCCAGAGACCUUCCAGCUGGAGCUCUUUGACCCCAGUAGCAAUGCUUCUAUUGGAGAGAGAAAGACCACCAUUGUCAGUGUCACAGAGGGAGCUCCCAAAUCUCCAGAGAUUGCCCAUAUGCAGCAGAAGGGCUACAUAAACCAGAAAGCCACCUCCCCUAGUGGUUACCUUCCUGCCCCAGGAAACCCUAAGGCCAAAGCAACUGGACCUAGAAGCAUCCGCCUCAACUGGGACCCACCACCUGGCAACCCCAUGGGGUACAAGGUAAAGUAUUGGAUCUAUGGAGACCCAGAGAAAGAUGCCCAGGUCUUAGAUGUGAAGACCCCUCAAGCUGAAUUGACCAACCUCUACCCCUACUGUGACUAUGAGAUGCGGGUGUGCGGCUACAAUGCAAUGGGAGAUGGCUACGAUACAGACAUUGUUGCCUGUCAAACACUGGAGGAUGUGCCUGGUGAGCCGGGACGUCUGGCCUUUAAUGUCAUCAGUCCAACUGUCACUCAGCUCAGCUGGGCAGAACCUGCAGAGACCAAUGGCAACAUUACGGCUUACGAGGUCAUCUACACACCCAUUGAUGAUGAACUGAAGCCAGUGGGCGCUGCAAAGAAAGUAAAGAUUGACAACCCCAAGAAGCGAAUGCUGUUGAUUGAGAACCUCCAGAAUGCCCAGACCUACCAGUACAAAGUCCGUGCCAAGAACAGCGUGGGCUGGGGCCCCUUCAGAGAUGCCACCAUCAACCUGGCAUCCCAGCCUGCUAGACCUCUGUCCAUUCCCAUCAUUCCAGACAUCCCUAUUGUGGAUGCAGAGGCAGGAGAUGAGUAUGAUGGUUACCUGAUGUACAGCAAUGAGGUGCUGAAGUCCCCCGCAGGCUCCAAGACACCCAGCGUCUCUGGUGAUGAUUAUACGAUUAAUGGCAAGUGGGACCAGAACUUCCUUUUCCCAGGGGGAUCAGGGACACGCAACUUGUCAGCAUCGUCUUCACCAAUGUCCACUCUGAGCUCAAACUACAGAGGAGCAGGCGGCUCCUUCACCACAGAAACAACCACCACCUACUUGUCUGGACCAGGAAGCUCUCGUAGACAGGACAUGAUGAUUGGAGGAGUACAGACAUCAGAAGUCAUCAUGAGGAAGCGCUCAGAGAACAGAGGUUACACAGAUGAAAACAUCCGUGACUCUAUCGUCUUAGGAGAUGUUUCAAGCAAGUUCCCAAAUAUAGGUGGGUUCGGCUACACUGGGACGCAGAGCAGCUCUCAGAGCCAGUUCAGCUACAGCCUGUCUCAAGGUUCGAGGGCCAGAACCCAGUCUUCAGACGUCCAUGAAGCCCUCUAUAAUCUGGACAGGGUCCUCCAGGAUGCACGACUUAGUCCUGGUGUCCCAGACACCCCCAGCAGACUGGUGUUUUCUGCUCUGGGUCCCACCGCCCUCAAAGUCAGCUGGCAGGAGCCCCACUGUGAGAGAGACAUCCUGGGCUACUGUGUUUUCUACCAGCUGCUCAGCGGAGGUGAAGUGAAGCGCAUUAAUGUGACAAACCCAGCCGAGAACUCUGUGAUCAUCCAGGACCUGCUGCCCAACCAUUCCUACCUGUUUAAAGUGAAGGCUCAGAGCCAAGAAGGCUGGGGUCCAGAGCGAGAGGGAGUCAUCACCAUAGAAUCCGCUGUUGACCCCAAGAGUCCCCUCAGCCCCAUGCCAGGCUCACCGUUUACCCUGAGCACCCCCAGUGCCCCGGGCCCCCUGGUCUUCACGGCCUUGAGUCCUGAUUCGCUGCAGCUCAGCUGGGAGAAACCUCGUCAACCUAACGGAGACAUCCUGGGCUAUGUAGUCACCUGUGAACAGCUGCAUGGUGGAGGAGAUGUACGUUCCUUCCAGGUGAACGGCGACAGCGCUGAGACCAGCCUGACCGUCCCAAACCUGACUGAGAACAUUCCCUACAAGUUUAAAGUCCAGGCUCGAACCACGCAGGGCUUUGGUCCUGAGAGGGAGGGCAUCAUCACCAUCGAGUCUCAGGACGGAAUGCCCCCUGCAGGUGCUUUGUCACAGUACAACAGCCAGUCAAUGAGGAGGGAAGUUUUCCACAUGCCGACGGAGGUCAGCACACGAACCAACGUCUCCCACACCAUGCUCAACGACCCCUUCUUCUCAGAAGGGAUGAUGAUGACCACACAGCACACUGAGUCCAGCGGCAUGGUGACACGUCAAAUCACCAAGGAAGUGGUUCAGAGGAGUGUCAUGGGAGGAGCCACCGUCACAAAGAAGAUGUUUUAUGAAUCUUAAGAUUCUUUCUUUUUUAAGAUUCAUUAACACCCAAAGGUUGAGCAUAAUGAGGAGUCACAUCUGAGAUACUCUUUUAAAAAGAGUCGGCUUCAGAGCACUCGCCCAUGAUCUGUGUAUGUUUUUGUGUGUGUGUGUGUGUGAGUGUGUGCGUGUGAGAGAGAGGGAGAUUCUGUGACACAGAAAGCUUUCAUGUAAUGAGUAGAUGGAGAGUUGGCCGCUGUGUCACGUCUGUUACAAACUGUGGCUGCUUUCCUCCACAGAUGAGGUUCCUUAUCAAAUUUACAUUUAUUUUCACUGUUGUUUCUUACAUACUUCACUCCAGUUCCUUUCCAGUAAGUGAAUCAUUUAGACUUCACUCCCUCUGUCGGGGAUCUAAUAAGACACACUGGGGCUUUAAAUCAGGCCAGCGCGGAUCAGUAAUCUGACUGCGGUUCUGUAAUCCAAAGUGACCUUUUCCUCCCGUCUCCCAUAAGAGUUGGCUUGUCUGUGCGAGGUGUUUUGACAGUUUCAGCGUAAACCAACCAGUUUUUGACUCUCUCUUGUCUUUUUGAAGUUUACAGGAGAUUGGCUUGAAACUGGACAUUUUAUGAGGUUUGUCAUUUUCACCCAAAGUGGUCUUACGCUGAGUGAUCAACAGCAUAAAAGUUGUUUGUUUGGGACGUUUGUUCAUAGAUUUGUAUGAUAUUAAAGUGUGAUAACAUGUUUUUUUUUUCAAGCAUAUUUAAUACUUUUUAAGAUUUUUACUUAAGCAGACCGACUUUAAAUUUAAUGCCAAAUACAGAGGUAUUGUCAAACACAGGUUUGUUGCUCAUUUACACACACCUUUCCUACUGACAAGCAAGGGGCACGACUUCACAGUACAGACAAAUGCAUUUAACAUGUGGUACACACUGCUUCAAGCUGAUACUUUUCAUGUUUCCUUACUCUGCAAAGCCAUCACAGUUUGCAUUGUGGGUAGGCUAACAUUUGAGCAAAAAGAUCUUAGUAUUUUAUAGAAAUGAUUUGUAAGGACAGAAAGAUUGUAUUUGCUGCAAUGCAACUCCUACUGUUUUUGGCUUCUCAUUUUGUUGCUUUGGUAAACAUGUUGAGAGGAUAUUUAUGUAAAAAAAAAACAGCAAAAAAAACAACAAACCCAUGUGGGUAAGCGGAUGAACUUAUCACCGAAAACAUUCAUCUAAGAAUUAAUUUACCUUUGAUCAUAUUGUUUAAUGUAUCACUUCCUUUUUUUUAGCAUCCUUUCUUUUUUUUUGGUAUGUCAACUGUAUUGCACUUAAUAAAGAUUUGAAAUAAA
Scatophagus argus is the source of this 7549-nucleotide messenger RNA. RefSeq names its product integrin, beta 4 (gene itgb4). Gene Ontology annotation, biological process: cell-matrix adhesion; cell communication; integrin-mediated signaling pathway. Gene Ontology annotation, cellular component: cell surface; membrane; focal adhesion. Gene Ontology annotation, molecular function: integrin binding. The transcript is spliced from 42 exons. The record is from RefSeq and is a predicted model, not a curated record. Bases 418 to 6258 code for a protein of 1946 amino acids. NCBI's taxonomy places the organism in Eukaryota, Metazoa, Chordata, Actinopteri, Scatophagidae.